This is a messenger RNA of Neomonachus schauinslandi (Hawaiian monk seal), 948 nucleotides long. It is a transcript of the gene SMIM19, whose product is annotated as small integral membrane protein 19. The transcript has 4 exons. Bases 168 to 491 code for a protein of 107 amino acids. NCBI's taxonomy places the organism in Eukaryota, Metazoa, Chordata, Mammalia, Carnivora, Phocidae. The record is from RefSeq and is a predicted model, not a curated record.
CUCCUCGUUUCAUCCGGAAACCGGCGGGCCGGCAGGAAAUGACGAAGGCAGAGGUCGUCCAGGUCCGUUCGGUAACCGGGUCCCGCGCGUCCGGCCCCGACUCGGGGGGGAAAGAGCCCCGAGCGGAGUAGCCUAGCCGCGUGCCGCCUCCGGAGCCAGCAGCCCCCAUGCCUGGAGGUUACGGGGUGAUGGCUGACGAUGGCUCUAUGGAUUAUAGCGUUCAUGAGGCCUGGAACGAAGCCACCAAUGUUUACCUGGUAGUGAUCCUUGUUAGCUUUGUUCUCUUCAUGUAUGCCAAGAGGAAUAAAAGAAAAAUUAUGAGGAUAUUCAGUGUGCCACCUACAGCAGACACUUUAUCAGAGCCCAGCUUUUAUGACACAAUAAGCAAAAUCCGUUUAAGACAGCAACUGGAAAUGUAUUCCAUUUCAAGGAAGUAUGACUAUCAACAGCCACAAAACCAAGCUGACAAUGUGCAACUCUCGUUGGAAUAAAAUCACAGAAAAUGAACAACAUUAAGUAAUGGUUCAGCAGUGUGGUAGUAAGCUCCUAAAUAUACUAAAUCCAUGAACAGCAUUUUCUUUUUAAACCCUAUGUCCCUAAAAUCAUUUUACUUGUCAUUUUUCCCAGUUUUUUGUUUUGUUUUGUUUUGCUUUUUAAAAUUACAUCUCCAAGUCAUUUAUUAUACAAAAAAAGGGGGGGGGAGCAGUCAAAAUACCUGGACGCAGAGAGUCUGCACAUACUUAGAAGAUAGAAUAUAACCAGAGAUGGUGAUUUUGCCUUGUGAAGACCUUUGAUUUCUUCAGGAUACAAUCAGUCAGGAAUAAAAAUACAUCUUUGGAAGUGAGACUCUGGAGAUUAUGCCACUUUGGUUUAAACAUUUUUGCAAAAUUAAAAAGUAAAAAUCCCGGGGCACCUGGGUGGCUCAGUCGUUAAGCGUCUGCCUUCGGC